AGAAGUGAUUGAAGUUUCCGCAACUGCGACAUGGCUGUCGGCACGUUUGUGGCGACCCUGCUGUAUUGGCUGGGUGGGGCCCUGCUCUUGGUGGCCGCCUACUUUUGCGCCUGGCUCCAAUAUCAUCAUGAUGUCUUUGUCUACAAGACCAAAUGUAAGGACAAGAAAUGGGCCAAGCCCGAUGACUACUCCACCAUCAUUGCCAACCUGCAGCCCAUCGCCACCAAAAAGCUCUACUUUAUCCGCCACGGCGAGUCGACCUGGAACGUCACCUUCAACCGCGACAAAGUUACCUUCAUCUUCCGCCUCAUCUACUCUUGCGUCUACGAUGCCUACCUGACCCUAACCCAGAGCGACUCGUGGUUCAUUGACUCCCCCCUCUGUGCCACUGGUGUGGAGCAAGCCGACUCGGCUCGCCAGUACAUCAAGGCUAAACACACAACCAGCGACCACGCCAAGUUUUUGCACGAUGGCCGCGCCAUCCUGGUCUGCUCCAACCUCCGUCGCUGUCUGAGCACCGCCAUCGUUGCCCUGUAUGAUCGGUUGAAGCGCUCUGAGGAGAAGCUCGUCAUCUUGCCUUGGCUCCAAGAAAUUACCAACAAUCCCGACUCAGUCAGCAUCACCCCGGCCUUUACCUUACCUCGCCCAUCGUGGUUUGACCGCAACGCACCCAUCAUGAAGCCCUUCGACAUGAACAAGUCAUAUGCCACCAUGCUGGACCCCACCGAGAACUUUGGAAAUAAGCCGGUCAAGGGCAAUGGCAAGCAGCGGAUCGAUGCAUUCAAUGAGGUACCAGCGCUCUACUGCAUUCGUCUUAUACUGUGGCUGUUCUCCGAUGCUGUGGACACCGACACGGUGGUCCUGUGCGGACACUCUCUGUGGUUUAUGUCCUAUUUCAAGGAGUUUUUGCCCCUCGACUCAAAUCACCCUAGCAAGAAAAAGAAAAUGAAGAAUGGUGCCAUUGUGUACUUGCAAGUCAGCCUUUACGAAACUCAGCAGGGCAAGGUGAGAUUGGAUUUGAGUGGCCUUUUUCCGCAAACCAUUCACAUCAUAGCCACCCAAUGA
This is a messenger RNA of Monosiga brevicollis MX1, 1065 nucleotides long. RefSeq lists its product as uncharacterized. Bases 31 to 1065 code for a protein of 344 amino acids. NCBI's taxonomy places the organism in Eukaryota, Choanoflagellata, Craspedida, Salpingoecidae. The transcript is spliced from 8 exons. The record is from RefSeq and is a predicted model, not a curated record. Gene Ontology annotation, cellular component: cytosol; cytoplasm. Gene Ontology annotation, molecular function: phosphatase activity.